Acinonyx jubatus (cheetah) is the source of this 2726-nucleotide messenger RNA. RefSeq names its product olfactory receptor 52P1-like. Lineage: Eukaryota; Metazoa; Chordata; Mammalia; Carnivora; Felidae. Gene Ontology annotation, cellular component: membrane. Gene Ontology annotation, biological process: G protein-coupled receptor signaling pathway. The coding region runs from base 90 to 1067 and encodes 325 amino acids. The record is from RefSeq and is a predicted model, not a curated record. Gene Ontology annotation, molecular function: olfactory receptor activity; G protein-coupled receptor activity. The transcript has a single exon.
UCCAUUUUGAAAACAUUGAUUCUUUUGGAAUUUGAGGCUCAUGAAAUUUUUUUUAUUGUUCUUCUCAGGUAUUUCCCCAAAGAAUCACCAUGACCGUUUGCAAUGCGUCCCUGGGUCACCCACCUUUCUUCAUUCUCCAAGGCAUUCCUGGGAUGGAGGACAAGCACAGAUGGAUCUCUGUCCCCUUCUCUUCCAUGUACUUCAUCACCAUCCUUGGGAACUGCACCAUCAUCUUCACCAUCUGCACCGAGCGCUCCCUGCACAAACCCAUGUUCCUGCUCCUCUGCAUGUUGGCCCUCACAGACCUGGGCAUGUCCACUACCACCAUUCCUAAGGUGCUGUGCAUCUUCUGGUUUGGCCAGAGUGAGAUCAGCUAUGUGGGCUGCCUGGUCCAAAUGUUCUUCAUCCACUCCAUAUCAGCGUUGCAGUCAGCCAUCCUGAUGACCAUGGCCUUUGACCGCUAUGUAGCCAUCUGUGAACCUCUGCGUUAUGCCACCAUCCUUUCCAAUAGUCGCAUUGGGCUCAUUGGCCUGGUGAGUUUAGUGAGAGCCAUCCUUUUCAUUCUGCCCAUGCCUGUCCUCCUCCAGAAGAUGCCCUUUCGUGUAAAUCACGUCAUCCCCACCACCUACUGUGAGCACAUGGCUGUGGUGAAGAUGGUGUGUGUGGACACCACAGUCAACAGGAUAUAUGGUCUCGUGGUGGCCUUGUUGGUUGCUGGGCUGGACAUCUCAGCUAUUGCUUCAUCGUAUGUGCUUAUCAUCCGGGCUGUACUGCGACUAUCUUCUAAGGAAGCCCACCAUAAAGCAGUCAACACCUGCACCACACACAUUUGUGUCAUGCUUAUCUCAUACACUCCCUCGCUGUUCUCUUUUCUCACUCACCGCUUUGGUAGGGGAAUUGCACCCCAUGUACACACCAUUCUUGGGAACCUCUACUUCCUUGUUCCUCCAAUGCUCAAUCCUAUUAUUUAUGCAGUGAAAACCAAGGAGUUUCGGGACAAAUUGACCAAAUACGGGUGCUGGAAGAAGGUCCCUGUAACCAUAACCCAUGGUCAGAAGCCUGUCUGAUCAUCCAGCAGUAGUGGGUAUGAGGAAAAAAUGUUUAGUGGAGGCAGUUCCUGGGAGUAUUGACUGGUGAUGAGAUAUGUCGUAUUGGGCAGAUUGACUGUCCCACUCUUGGACAGAGAGGGUAUGUCACAGGAGACCUCCUUGCUCUCAGUAACUCUAAAGGUCUAAAGGAAGAAUCGUUGCCUAUGAAGUUAGAAUAAUGACAUAUUCUCUCCUUUCUUGACAUGCCAGUUGGGAAACUUAUAUUGAUCAUGUUUUUAAAAGUACUUUCAACCAAACACACAGAGUGCAUAGAAAAUAAGUUAGGAUGUUUCCAUAUGGAGACAACAUUGAGCAAAAAUAACUGGCCCACCACUUUACCAUGUAAGAGCAAGAAUUAUGUGGGUGUGAGCAUGCAUUUGUAUUUGUUUGCUUCAGGGGAAACGGGGGGGUGGAGAUUGGGGGCAAUGAGAGAGGACAAGGAAGAGUAAAUUAAUAUUUACAGUCACUGCUUUAUUUUCUCUGCUAGUUCACCUUACGUUUGGGUAAGAGACUGGUUAUUUCCAUGAAGAACAAAGGAAUAUGCACAGGAGACCUGAGCUGCCAGUCUCAGACAGCUCUCAGAGGAAAAGGAAAAAGGAGAAGCUCCUGACCGUAAAGGUUUACAAGCAUUGGACCUAAUUUCCUACUUGUAGAAACUCCCAGAGUCAACUGUUCUGCUCCUCUGAAUGAAUUCACUGUUUGACAAGAAUCUCUCACAAAGAAAAUGUCUGAGAAUGCCCUGCUAAUAGUUAUAGCUACAAAAAUCGAUUUUGUACUGGAAACCUUUGAAUGCAGACCUCUGUAAGGCAAUUUCUAUGGGUGCCCAGGAGGACGUCCUGAACAGGUACUCAUGGCAGCUGUGGAGUUCAGGUCUUGUGCCCACGUGUGGGAAUUCAUUAAUUCAGAGGAUACCGUUUCUCGUUCUAGAAGGUUAUUGUAGAUAUAAUGGUGAAUAUUGUAAAUUUCAUGAAGCUGAAACCAGAAAGAUUCUAGUGUUGUUCAUCAUAUUGUAUAACUAAUAUAUGAGGCAGAAUUCAGUAAAAAUGAUGCCUAUGGUUAAAGCCACAUCACCACCACUUAAGUGAGUCUCUUACAAUAGUUUACUAGGAGGGAAAGAAAUGAACCUUCUCCAGAGUGUUGUGCCUGCGGUAAGAAAUAAUAACAAAUGUUUCCAGUAUGCUGAACCGUUGGAUACCAAGGGCUAGGACAUUUCAGAACUUGAAAUAAAGGGCACAGGCUUGAGGCAGAAAAAAAAUGAGGAUUGAACAGGAAGUGCCUUUUCUAUGAAUGGAGCAGUAGGUUUGAGGAAGAGUCCUGCCCGUCUGGUUAGAGGACCAAGGUCAGAUAGUUAAUCCUCCACAAAACAUAGACAAAAUUCAAACCAAAACUAAAUGACUCAGCACAAUGUCUUAUGAUUAGUAUUCUAACUGACAAAUAAGUACAGAGAGUGAACAAGUCCGAGGGGCCCGUUAGCCUGAGGAGCUGUGGUAGUAGGAGGCUUCGUUUUUGCUGGGUUCGGAGAUUGAUUUUCUUCAAUCUGAUUUGAAUGGAUGUGAGGUAUAGAAAGGUGUCUACAUGAUGUAAUAUUUUUCCUUUUGUGUUUUGGUGAAAUGUUCUGUAAACAUGAAAAGACUUUUU